This is a messenger RNA of Cryptococcus wingfieldii CBS 7118, 1665 nucleotides long. RefSeq lists its product as hypothetical. The record is from RefSeq and is a predicted model, not a curated record. The transcript is spliced from 13 exons. Gene Ontology annotation, cellular component: membrane. Gene Ontology annotation, molecular function: amino acid transmembrane transporter activity. Bases 1 to 1665 code for a protein of 554 amino acids. NCBI's taxonomy places the organism in Eukaryota, Fungi, Basidiomycota, Tremellomycetes, Tremellales, Cryptococcaceae. Gene Ontology annotation, biological process: amino acid transmembrane transport.
AUGUCCAUUUCCGACGAGAAACUCAAAGAGCCGCAGGAUGUCACUGUCAUCCAGGAGGUUGGUGGGCAGGAGGAGACACCCGAUAUGCUGCCCCAGAAUCAUCUCCAACGGACUCUGAAACCUCGACACAUCCAAAUGAUAGCUAUCGGCGGAGUCAUUGGCACCGGUCUUUUUCUUGGUACUGCAAGUAAUCUCCAGAGUGGUGGCCCCGCAGGACUCCUUAUCGCAUACUGCUUGAUGUCGAGCAUCCUGUUUGCGGUCAUGAUUUCUCUGGGCGAAAUGGUGUCACAUCUGCCUCUUCCAGGCGGGCAUGUCACUCUAGCUGGUCGCUUCGUUUCUAGGGAGAUGGGAUUCGCUUUGGGUUGGCUAUGGUGGUUAGACUACAUUGUCGUACUGCCAGCCGAAGUCUCUGCCUGUGCCGUUCUCAUAUCCUACUGGACACCAAAAGGCACUGGUGACGGCACUUGCACCACCGGUAUCUGCAACAACGCCAUGUGGGUCGGCCUCGUCUUGAUUGUGGUCUGGGCUGUCAACUUCGGGGGAACGAAAUACUACGGAGAGUGCGAAUUCUGGUUCGCGUCUAUCAAAGUCAUCACCAUCAUAGGCCUCAUCAUCACAGGCAUCGUCAUCACCAGCGGUGGUGGACCAAACCACGAAACUAUCGGCUUCAGAUUCUGGAACGAAACUGGCGGCUUCAUGCAAUAUGACGGUAUCGCUGGUGCUAAAGGCCGCUUCCUUGGUUUCUUUUCGACUAUGAUUUCAGCUGCUUUUGCUUUCAUCGGGUCAGAGGCUACCGCCAUUGCUGCUGCAGAGACGUCAGAUCCUCGACGAGCUGUCCCUCGAGCUAUCAAGUCAGUCUGGAUCCGGUUGGUUCUGUUCUACAUCACGAGCGCCUUUAUCAUAGGUCUUCUUGUCUCCCCUUCGGACCCCUCCUUGAGCCUCGGCAGUACCGCUGCCAGAUCUCCCUUCGUCAUUGCCAUGACGAACGCUGGCAUCAAGGUACUCCCUUCCAUCAUCAACGCCGCCCUUCUCACUUCGGCAUGGUCUGCUGCUGUCGCAGACCUCUACAUCUCUUCCCGUUCUCUCUACGCCAUCACACUCAGAGGUGAUUCACCGAGAUGGUUUGGCCCGGCUUUGCUCAAGACGAGGAAAGACGGUCUGCCUUGGGUUUGUGUGUGUGUCUGCGCGGCGUUCAGCUUGUUGUCGUUCAUGGCCGCGGACUCUGGUAGUUCGGCAGGUACCGUCUUUGGAUAUUUCAGUGAUAUGACAGCCUACUGCGGAGUAAUCUCGUGGUCGUGUGUGUUGUUCACAGGUCUCCGAUGGAGCAAAGGCCUCAAGCUCGGCUCGAUCGACCGAAACAGUCUUCCCUACAAGGCGCCCUUGCAGCCAUACCUCAGCUAUUACGCUCUGGCUAUCUGUCUCAUCGUAAUCGUGUUUGGUGGAUUUACAAACUUCAUGGAGGGGUUCAACACUUCCGGAUUCAUCACUACUUACUUUCCCGUCCCAUUCUUCUUUGUACUCAUGUUCGGAUACAAAUUGAUCCACAAGACCAAGAUGGUCAGAUACGAAGACAUGGACUUUUACUCGGGUUGUUCUGAGGACGUCCCAGUCGAUGAAGAGGCGACGGGUUCCGGAAUCUGGGAAAAGAUCAAGUGGAGUAUCUAA